Messenger RNA from Crotalus tigris (Tiger rattlesnake), 5257 nucleotides. RefSeq names its product HPS3 biogenesis of lysosomal organelles complex 2 subunit 1 (gene HPS3). Gene Ontology annotation, cellular component: cytoplasm. The transcript is spliced from 17 exons. The record is from RefSeq and is a predicted model, not a curated record. Bases 152 to 3169 code for a protein of 1005 amino acids. NCBI's taxonomy places the organism in Eukaryota, Metazoa, Chordata, Lepidosauria, Squamata, Viperidae. Gene Ontology annotation, biological process: organelle organization.
CUGGAUUGGGGGCAUGACUGACGCCUCCUUCCAACUGACCGGCGUGGGGCGGUGCCCUUUGCGGAAGCGGUAGUCUUUGCAGCGGCUACAGAGGCGAGGAUUGCGCAGGAGACAGUUGGGUUUGGAUCGGGAGCCUGGGCUAGCUGGAGCCAUGGUGCAGGUAUACAACCUGCACCCGUUUGGGUCGCAGCAGGUCGUUCCUCUGAAGCAGGAACCGGCGUUCUUCUGCUGCGGGCGCGACGUACUCCUGGUGGCCUGCGGCCCCGGCGCCUGCAAGGUGGAAGUGUUUGCGGAACUCUGCGAGCCACUCGGCUCCUUCAGUACUCUGGGCCGAGUGCUGUCCAUGGCGUACGGCGAAGUGGGAGAUUAUGUGGCCACUAUUGAGGAGAAACACAGCACCCUCUUCUUACGAGUUUACGUUAACUGGAGAUACAUGUCCUCUGGCAACUCACGCGUUUGUGUGCGGAUGCAGGGUCAUAACCCAGAAGCUUCCUAUACUGAGACUUCUAAAGAACAAAUGUCAAUCAUAGAAAUACCUCUUUCUGAUCCUCCCACAUGUUUCUCCUGUUGCCCUUUAUCAGGAGACCUAUUGGUUGGCUGCAAGAAUAAGUUGAUAUUAUUCCACUUGAAGCAUUUAGUUGUGAGUGAGGAUGUAAAAGUGCUGGACUUUGAGCGCUCCUUAAUUUUGCACAUGGAGAAGUUCACCCCAACAGAAGUUGCAUUUUGUGCAGGGUAUGUUGCUGUCACAGCAGAACUGGAAGUCCUUGUCUUCAAGCUACUAACUGGGGAGAAAGUAACUUUGGCUGGUAAUAGCAAACAGCAUAUCUGUGAAUUUGUAGAGCCUGAAAUACCCAUUAAUGAAGUUACUAAAGGUAUAACCGAGGAAGUUGAUCAAACUCAAUCAGAAUCAGAUGGGUUUGUUUUCUGUCAGCAGCCAGUGGAACUUUUCGGAGAAGAAAGUAGCAAGUGUGAGAUACCUGUUAUUUUGGAGUCUAUUAGCUUAACUGGUGAAGAUUUAAAUUUCCAAGUGCAAUAUGUUCUGUACAGGCGUUUUGCUCUUGAUGUGUCCUCAUUUCCUUUUUCUGCUGAAGAUGCCAAACUGCACUCUCUUCAGCUGCUGCCAAUACAUGAAUCAGGGACUUCUGUCACGGCUAAGGAAGAAGAUACAUCUAAACAAGAAUUCCUGAGUUUGUUUUGCUUUUUCUCCCUACCUCAUGUGGCAUACCUCUACACAAUCAAUGACUUAGUGGAACUUAUUUCUACCUACCAAUAUUCAGAAAGAUCCCAGCAAGCAGUUCUUACACCCCAGUUCCUGCAUGUCAUUACAAGCAACAACCUGCAGUGUUUUACAGUGAGAUGUAGUGCUGCAGCAGCUCGGAACGAAGACCCCUACAUUGAUACAACAUUAAAGGCUUGUCCCCCUGUGUCUCUUGAUGUUUGUACCUUGAGGAUGCAGCUUUUUAUAGGGCUGAAAGCCAUCUCUCACUUCAAACACCAUAUCAUCAUUUUGACAAAAGCAGAUUCUGAGGACAUUGUAGAGAAAAAAACACUUUCACGAAGACUCCUUUACCGAAAGGCUGAUAACAUCAAACCUAAGAUUUCCCCAGAAUCUGAACCUGGAUGGAAUUUGUAUAUUGUGAACACAACUUCAACUCUACAACUCUACAAAGAAAUGGUAGAAUACAGCAAGACCUAUGAAAAUGUAAGAACAGAGAGUUGUAUUCAUCUCUUAAGCGAGGCUCAUUUGCUAGUCAGAACAGCUUUAAUGGAUCCUUCUCUGAAAGACUCGGAGGAGAAGGAAGCUCUCCUAGCAGCGUUUCAUGAGAGUUGUGCUCUUCUUGGAGACUGUUACAGCAGAUUUGACACCAAAGACUUCCAUCUUGCACUCCCUUACUAUAAAAUGUCCAGCCUUUCUAUAUCUGACAUUCUGAAGCGAGUAGCAUUUGGAGAUAAAACACAGAAGUAUGGAAAAGGUUUUAUAUUCUACUUGCAGCAUUCCUUGUAUGAAGACAUAGAUGAAAAGCUAAAUGAAGACUGGGCUGCAAAAGUGCUCCAGAUAUUCCACCAUGCUGAGCCAAACCAGAUACCCCACAUCCUCUGCAGUCCUUGCAUGAAGAAUGUAUGCCCUGAAAUGGCAAUGAAAUAUCUGGAAAUGAUAGAAAAGGUGGCACCAUCUGUUGUGGUCACAUUGGCCAAGGCUUCAGUGGCUCUGAAAAAGGGGGAUUGGGAUGGAUCUAAAAAGGAGCUGGACAGCCAAGCAGAGAUGAAAUUGGUAUGUGGUUUUAUUCGGGAGCCAAGACUUCUAAAACAGCACAUUAAAGGACAAAUGUACCCAACUGAACUUGCUUUGUAUCUGAAAGAGACCAGACCUGGAUUUCUCCUAGCUUCAUUAUUGGCUUUACAUGAGAAUAAUAAAAUGGAACUGGAAGAAGCAGGCUCUUGUAUCAAGAUACUGACCGGUAAAAAUGAAGAUGCUGUUCCCCAAUUCUUGGUAGACUUCUGGGAAGCUUUGCUUGUAGCAUGUACUCAGGAAGAAAUUGCACAGAAAUUACAUUUUAAACUUGCUACACAAUAUAUUUGGAGACUAUCCAGGAAAGAGCUUCCUGACACUGAGCCUCUAAAAACCACUGAAGAUUUGAUAAAUUCCUGCAAUGAUUAUGGACUUAUAUUUUCUUGGAUUAUAUUCAUGAUGUCGUUAGUACCUCUUCCUGAUUGGAAUUCAUAUGAUGACCUUUCAAAAUUACAAUCUCUCUUAUGCAGUCCAUCCUUCAAAAUAUCCUCCAUUCUCCCAUUUGUGAAGAAUAUUCCAGAAGAUUCUAUUUCUGGUCUGAGCAUACAUGUUCUUUGUAAUACAUGUUUAGGACAGCAUGAAGCAGCUAUUGACAAACUUCUGGAUAGGUGCCCUGAAGCUGUCAUACCUUAUGCCCAGCAUGAGCUGAGGGAUGAACAUCAGGCUUUGUGGUGGAACAAACUUCUUCCUGAACUCUGUAAACGAACCAGACAUGUUGGUGAAAAUUACCCUGUAUUUCUGUCAUCACUGCAAGAAACAUUAUCAGUCAUUGCCAUGGCACUGGAAUUGAGAGACUUCCUUAAUGUUUUACCUGAAGAUGGGAAUGCAGCAUUCUUCUUGCCCCACUUGCUUCAGUGCAGCAGAAGAUUGGUGACUUAAUCAUAAGGAGAAGCAUCAGCCAUUUUGGAUUGUUCUUAUGGGGUGCAAAGUACUCAAAUGAACAAAACUCCAUGAUGCAACUAUUAACUUAAAACUUUAAAUGCUGCAUACUCCAGGCAUAGUCUCAUGUAUAUGGGAAGAGUAGGGUUUGAUGGAUCUCCAAAGAUUGUCAUCCGAUGUGUGGUAGCAGUACAGUACAGGUAAACUGGUGAUUCUCAGCCUUGGCAGCAUGGUCUGGACGUCAACUCCCAGAGCUCAGAAAUACUGAGCUAAACACAUAGAGGAGAUGUCGGUAACAUGCACCUUCAUCCCUAGCCUCUUCUGUAUUAAAACUUUGAAGCUUCCCAAAAAGCACUGCAAAAAAGCAGCAAUGACUCUAGAUUAUUUUGGUGAGAGACAAAAUAGAAUAGGUGCAUUAAGCCUAUAUAAAAGUAAAUCUUGUCCCUCAAACAAGUGAUAACUGAGCCAAAACUUUCUUCCGUAUAAAAGUAAAUCUUGUCCCUCAAACAAGUGAUAACUGAGCCAAAACUUUCUUCCGUAUUCUCCCCCUAUCAUAAUACCUUUGAUAAGGGUCAUUAUCUUAUCUUGCUGCUUGGGAUAGGUUUUAGAAAAGUUUCACCACUCUAAACUGCUGGUGGUGCAUGUGAGCUGACUAGAAAGCACAUAAAGUUGUGAAGGGGCCUUUCUAAAUAAAUAUUUAGUGCGAUUGUCAUUCAGGGCUUUUUCCUAAACAUCAGUCAUAUGUGUAAUGUUUAACUUGUUCAGUAGGAAUAUUUGUUUCUCGUGGCUGCUAGGACAGAAAAAAGAACAAUUUCACAAGAAUUCUAAGUAGAGCCAAAAGUUUCAGCAGAUUGGCUCCCGUGCAGACUAUCUGUGUUGCAAACAAUGAGUUUCUUCAAGUUUUCUAAAAGUGAAUUAGAUUAGAAACCAGAUUAUGGAGGCAAUUUAUAAAGUUGGCCUAGCAAGUAUCACAAAGUCCCAACAUUAACAAUGACAAAGGUUGUUACUUUAUCUGCUUUUAAUUUUUCCCAUCUCUGCAGUUGUAAUAUGAGUCAGACGUCAUUUUGUCAUAUUCAUAUUAACUUUUGAAGAAUCUUCAAGACUAGUUUAUUUUGAAAGAAGACACUUAAAACACAGAAAAGUUGUGAAAUUAGAAAUAGAAAAUAAUGUUCUAUCGAUCAUAACUAAGACUUCCAUGCAAAAGCAUUCCUCUAGUUUUAUUUUAAUUAUUUUCAGUAGGGAUUUUUUUAAAAAAUAUCUGUCAAUGUUUGGAAUCAUGGAGCUCAUCUUAUCACAGUCGAACCAUUUUUCCAAUUUGAGAAUUCGGCCGAAGUUCAUAAUUUUGUUUGUCUGAUGUCACUGCUGUAAAUGACAGAAAGUGAAAGUCAGUGGUUUUCAAAAGAACAUUUAAGCUAAUAUAUAUUUUAUAUUUUUAUUAUAGCCACAAAGUAGAUAUGUUCUUAAUUUCUCCCUUUCAUUCAUAUAACAAGGAGUAGAAUUUUAAGAAACUAGUGCUCUAAAAGUAAUUGUCUAUGCUAAAGCUAGGCAAGGUGAUGUAUUCCAAAUAUUUUAUCUCCCAUAAAACCCGGUAGGCAUGGCUUUGAACUAUAAGUGCUGUAGUCCAAAACUCCUGGUAAAUCAUCAAGUUUCAUACAUAUAGUGUAGUUUCUGAAACCUGACUUUGUGGAUAGGUCCAAAGAGAAGAUAUAUAUUUGCUUGCAGGCACCAGUUUAAGUAGCACGUUUCAUCCAGGGCUACUAUUUCAAACAUGGGGUACUAUAUGUGUAUUACUUACUUUCACAGUUUCAGUCCUUUCCAGAAUGCCAAUGGAAACAAAUUUAAGAUAAGAUAGAGAAAGAGAAAAAAAAAGGAGAAAACACAUAGGGAUCCAAAUUUCUUCCAAUAGAAUGAAACAAACACAAUAUGCAGAUAUUAAAGAGAUACAGCUUAUCAGCAUUAUGAGAUUAAAAAUUGUACCAGUUUACUUGAAUAACCACACCUUCAUUAGAGAGAUAAGGGUGGCAGUUAAAGUUAAAACCUCUGUCAAUUCCAGCUCGACUAUCCAAAUAAAGUCCAGGAUUUCUUUCA